Messenger RNA from Cynara cardunculus var. scolymus (artichoke), 1004 nucleotides. Its product is annotated as DNA replication complex GINS protein PSF2. Lineage: Eukaryota; Viridiplantae; Streptophyta; Magnoliopsida; Asterales; Asteraceae. Gene Ontology annotation, cellular component: nucleus; GINS complex. The transcript has 8 exons. The record is from RefSeq and is a predicted model, not a curated record. Bases 113 to 742 code for a protein of 209 amino acids. Gene Ontology annotation, biological process: double-strand break repair via break-induced replication; DNA replication.
AUUUUUCCCGCCAUUGCGCUAAAAUUCACACAAUCGAUCUACUCUGUCUCUACCUAUCUACUGGAUCUGCAUUGGUAACAACUAUAGAUCCAUCGAAGUUUACCCGGAAAAGAUGUCCGGCCAAUCCGACCCUCGAUGUUCUACAUUUUCAGCCGCCGAGUUGGAGUUUUUAGCGGAGGAUGAAACAAUGGAGAUUGUUCCGAACCUAAGAAUGGAGCGCCUCAGUUUGAUUUCCGGUGAUUUUGGUCCGUUUCGGCCACAAAUAGCUACUCAAGUUCCAAUAUGGUUAGCCGUUGCUUUGAAGAAGAGAGGGAAGUGCACGAUUCGCCCUCCAGAUUGGAUGUCUGUUGAAAAGCUGACUCUGGUUUUGGAGGCAGAGCGUGACUCUGCUAGUUCUUUCGAAGCACUGCCAUUUCAUUAUGUUGAGAUUUCAAGGCUUCUUUUUGACCAUGCUCGUGAUGACAUUCCUGAUGUAUAUAUGGUAAGAUCUCUUAUUGAAGACAUUAAAGAUGUAAGGUUUCACAAAAUUGGCACUGGCUUAGAGAAGCUUUCAUCCCGGACAUAUGCAAUGAAGCUAAAUUUAUCUGCAAUGGAAGUGAAUGUAAUACGUCCAUUUGUUACGGGAGGGCUAGAAACAUUUUACAAACUUGGGAAUCCGGAGAUGAUCCAAGAAUCAGAAAGACAGGAAUACAGACGACCCCAAGCAGCUGAUCGGGGGCCAAGACGUGAAUUGCGACGAUAAAGACCUCUUCAACAGGGAUGUCUUCUGAAAUCAUCUGCAUAUCCAUCAAAAAGACAGAAACAAUGUUCAAAAGCGAGAAUGGAAGGUACUGCGAGUCAUUGGGUUAAUUUCUACAGAACCUUUUCAGCCAUUGAUGAUGGUCAAGAGUUGAUCCUGAAACUCCUUUUGAUUCAUUAAAAGAAAAUUUGUACCCCAAAUUUCUGAUACAAAGUGAGGUGGCUUGUACUGUUUGUUUAUAAUGGAGAAAAGUAUCAAGAUUCUA